AGCCCGGCCCAUGUACAGUUUAUAUUCUUCGUUUUUUAUUUUCUUUUCUGACUUCGGAUUCCUCGGGAUUGAGAGGGGAGAAAUAUAUUCAGGAAUGAGGAGUAUUAUAGCAAGCUCCGGUUAUCCAGAGGUUCGAUUACAAUCCUAGAGAAACCUCUUUCUCGGCCUCGGACAUCAUGGUUUCUUCCACUGUGAAGGAUUUACUGGGUCAACUCGACAAAGAUUCGUUUGUCUCUCUUCUCUCUAAGCUCAUCGGAGAGGCCAAAUACGUUCAGAACAAUCCACCAGAGCUGAUCCCAGAAGAGGAUAGAGUAGUCCGGCACGUCUUGGAUGCACUCCUUCCAUACAGCACUACCACUGGUGGAGGACCUUUGAUAGUAAACCAUGUCACCUACGUUAAGGGUAGAGGCAACAUUAUUGUCGAGUACCCGGGGACUGUUCCCGGGAAGAUCCUCUCGUUUGUCGGAUGUCACAUGGACGUUGUCACGGCCAAUCCCAAUGAAUGGGAUUUUGAUCCUUUUUCAUUGAGUAUCGAUGGAGAUAAACUCCGAGGUCGUGGAACAACCGAUUGUUUGGGGCAUGUAGCACUUGUAACUGAACUCAUGAGAAUGCUGGGGAAGACAAAACCGGAGUUGAAGUCAACUGUGGUGGCUGUCUUUAUAGCAAAUGAAGAGAACUCAUCAAUUUUGGGGGUUGGAGUUGAUGCUCUUGUAAAAGAUGGGUUGCUUAAUAAGCUCAAGCAUGGUCCUCUGUUUUGGAUUGAUACUGCAGAUAAGCAACCUUGCAUUGGUACUGGUGGUAUGGUAUCCUGGAAACUUAGAGCAACAGGGAAGCUUUUUCAUAGUGGUCUUGCUCACAAGGCUAUAAAUCCUUUGGAGCUAGCCAUGGAAGCACUUAAGGAGAUUCAGCUGCGGUUCUAUAGAGACUUCCCCCCACAUCCCAAGGAAAAGAUUUAUGGAUUUGCAACACCUUCAACCAUGAAACCAACUCAAUGCAUGGUAGAUGUGAUUAAAAAGGUUCAGGGAUAUGUGGAUGAUAUUAAUGCCAACAUAGAGAAGCUAGACACCCGAGGACCUAUCUCAAAAUAUGUACUCCCUGAAGAAAAUCUCAGGGGAAGACUUACAAUAAGUUUUGACGAGGAUAUAACAUCUGGAGUUGCUUGUAAUCUUGAUUCUCAUGGCUUCCAUGUGUUGUGUAAAGCAACCAAAGAUGUGGUUGGACAUGUAAAACCCUAUUCAAUCACCGGGAGUUUGCCAUUGAUUCGAGAAUUGCAGGAUGAAGGCUUUGACGUUCAGACUGCAGGCUAUGGUUUGAUGGCCACAUACCAUGCAAAGAAUGAGUACUGCCUUCUCUCUGAUAUGUCUCAAGGCUUUGAAGUGUUUACAAGCAUCAUUUCCCAACUAGAAGAUAUUGACAGUUGAAAGUCUGUGUGUGGCUGUGUGCACUCACAGGUGCACGCCUAUAACAAUUUAAGAUUGGCAUAAAUUAUCUAAUUUAAAUCUGUAAUAACAAUAAGUUCCUAUAAAUAUAGAAAUAAUACUUUUUUUU
Nelumbo nucifera (sacred lotus) is the source of this 1548-nucleotide messenger RNA. RefSeq names its product acetylornithine deacetylase-like. Lineage: Eukaryota; Viridiplantae; Streptophyta; Magnoliopsida; Proteales; Nelumbonaceae. Gene Ontology annotation, molecular function: hydrolase activity. The record is from RefSeq and is a predicted model, not a curated record.